AUGCGAGAACCUUCUUCCAUGGCAACCCAAGCUCUUCGUCCUCCUCAUUUCUCCGAGGAAGUAGCUUGGCUUCCAUGCUGGCUUCAGAGUCUAGGAACGAAUGGCUCUAUUGAGUUUGUUAAGGAAUCUCAAUCAAAGUAUCCAGGACCUUCUCAAGAAACUGGUAAUGACGGAAAAGAUUUCAAUGCAAUAUCAAGGGAAGAAGGUAGAUAUAGAAGUUGUCAUUUAUUCUUAUCUGGAGAUGACAGUUCACCUAUUAGUGUUGCUUCAUCUCCUGAAAAUGUGUUUCACUUUAGUCUGCGUCUCUCUUCAGAUAUUAAUUCACUCACUUACCCGACCCAAAAUUUGAAUGAAUCUCGUGAUGUUGUUGCACCAAGCAGAGUAUUGUCAUUGCAAGCUAUUCAACCUUCUACCAAUUUUAUGGAAAACAUGCAUUCGGUGAUGGAUCCUCUUAUAUGUGGACUAGAUUUGCUGCCUGCCUUCAUCCCUGAAACUGUGGAAAAGGAUGCUUCAAAAUCUCUCCUUGAUGCAACUGAUUCUGUUGAGAAACAGAAAGAAGAAUUUGAGGUUAAAGGUUUCGAAGGUGCUGAUGUCAGUAAUGCAGUUGAACUUUCUAUUGCUGCAUCUGAGGCAUUGGUCAUACAUGAUUUGGCGAAGUUGGACUCAGUUUCAGAAACAAUGCGUGCAGAAGCUGUACUUGAAGUUGCACUUCUUGUGAAGCAGGCACGUCAAGGGUUGGAAGAUGGCUUUCAAUCCUCAAAAGAGGAAUCUGACUAUAGUGAUUCGCUUUCGGAUUUGAAUGAUUUCAUCAUGGAAGAUGCCUAUGAAGAUAUAGGCCUACCAAUUGGUGUUCCUGUUGAGAAUAAUCUUUGCAGUUCAACUAUAUUUCAAGCAAAAGGUAUGUCCAAUGUUGAAAAGGGUAGUGGAGGAAAUAAAGAACAUAGUGAUGAUGAGCGUACUUCUCAGCUUGACAAUUUUGAUGAUAAAUCUAAAAAAAAGCAGUUAGAAGUUACUGUGGAGAGGGAGAUGCAGCAAAAUACAGACUCACCUCAUCAUUCUUUACUCUGUGAGAAGGAAAUGCAUUCUGAUGAUCCUGGUUUGGGUGAAAACGCUCUCAAACAUUCCGAUAAUAGGCUUCCUAUUUCUCAUCAGUGCAAGGGGAAUAGUAUCAAGCUACCAAACAGUGUCAACUCAUUACUUGUUGAAAAUUUUGAAAAUUUCAAAAAGGAGAAUGGGGCAACUUACCCAGCUCCAGAAAGAUUUAGAAGCCGCUGGUUAGGGGGGUGGACAUAUUCAUCUUCAUCAAAUAAAAAAAAUGCAGAAUGGAUUCCAAAGUUUCUUGUCAGAGAGACAAGCUUUCUUACAGAAUCUGUAGAUAUUGUUCCUGAUGAGAAUUCUUGUGUGCUGAGAAAUGACCCCACGCGUGCCAUUGGCUCUCAGCUAAGUAUGCCUUUUGAAGACUCACACAACAAACCUGAUGAGAGCAUAUUGCAGUCUCAAGAUGUCAUCAGAUGUUCUAGUCUAUCAUUAACUGAUCCUCUCUGUUCAGUUGUUCCGUGUAGCCUUUCCUUAGAGCAUGUCAAUUACAAUGCUCAUAUUGACAAAAACAAUGAUACUGAGGAUUUUGUCCCAUCCGUUUCUGAAUUUGAGGUGGACAAUUUUCAAAGGAUCUUGGAUAAGAAUGUUAAUAUUUGCUGUAGUGAUGAGAAAAUUAUGUCUGUGCUAGAUGGUAAAGAUAUUCCAAUCACAGAAACAAGGAUGGAUGACCAAGUCACUGGGAAGUUAACGAGGGUUGAACAUACUUCUCUUAAGACUUAUAGCACGAUUGUACCAAACCAAGAUCUCAACCUAGACUAUAAUGUGACUGAACUUCCAAUCGACCAGAGUAUGGGUAGUGCAGCAUCUUUGGGCACAAAGAUUUGGGAGAGCCUAUCUGCUUCAAAGCAUGCAGAUGGAAACAAAAAUAAAGCAGAUAAUCAGCAUUCGGUUGAUCACAAGUCAAUUACUGAAAUAACAAAUUACAAGUGUGGUGAUGAGUUAAAAGCAGCAAAUGCAUGUGGCAUUUCAGCAGAACCAACACAAGACAGAAGAUCACCAAUUAUUCUAAACAAUCGCAUACGACGGCGCUUGCUGGGCCCUAUGAAUGUUGCAAAUGAUGUCAGUGUAGAGAAAAAUAUGGAGCAGGAUGGAGUAUCAGAAACUGUCAUUCAAAAUCAACAGAAUAAUAAUAUUAAUGAACUGCAGAUUGAGGGUAAUAAAUUCCACAGUAGACAUUUUAGAGUCAGAAAGAAGGUACAUUUUUCAGAAAAAGUGGAGGAGCUUAAUCCGAAAAGGAAAUUAUCAAAGUUGGAAUCCUCACAUAAAAGAUGUUCAUCUGUUAGAGCAAAAAGGCAGCGAGUUUCAAGGUCAUUGACCGAUUCUGUGCCAAGUAUGAAACAUUCUCUGACAAAUUAUUGCAGAAACAGAGUGAAUGAAUUUAUAUUUCAAGGUAUAGAGUUCCUUCUAACAGGAAUACCUAGUGAGAAGGAAAGGGACGUGGAAGCACUUAUAAGGAAUUCUGGUGGAGUGGUUCUUUAUGAUAUUCCCUCUCCUCAAAAUUCUGGGGUCAAGAGAAAUUCAACUUUAUCUCAUUUUCCCAUUGUUCUUUGUAUGAGAAAGCUGCAAACCACCAAAUUCUUAUAUGGUUGUGCUGUUGGUGCCUCAAUACUGAAAGUUGAUUGGCUGACUGAUUCUGUUGCCUCUGGAACUAUUUUGAAACCUGAAAAGUAA
Sphenostylis stenocarpa is the source of this 2769-nucleotide messenger RNA. Lineage: Eukaryota; Viridiplantae; Streptophyta; Magnoliopsida; Fabales; Fabaceae. The record is from the annotation of a GenBank genome assembly.